Molecule: messenger RNA, 7279 nt
Organism: Branchiostoma floridae (Florida lancelet)
Lineage: Eukaryota; Metazoa; Chordata; Leptocardii; Amphioxiformes; Branchiostomatidae
Product: transportin-1-like
Exons: 26
Coding region: 75-2789 (904 amino acids)
Biological process (GO): protein import into nucleus
Cellular component (GO): cytoplasm; nucleus
Molecular function (GO): small GTPase binding; nuclear import signal receptor activity
Source: RefSeq, a predicted model, not a curated record
ACCAUCCAGCUGUGGUGCGCAGGCGCAGUGAGCGCACUUCUCGAUCCUUGGAAAAGAAGCCGGAAUCAGUCAAAAUGGAGUGGCAGCCUGACCCGGCGGGUCUUCAACAGAUUCUACAGCUUCUCAAGGAGUCCCAGUCUCCAGAUACGGAGACACAGCGUGCCGUACAACAAAAAUUAGAAUCGUUAAACCAGUAUCCAGACUUCAAUAACUACCUGAUCUACGUGCUGACGAAGCUGAAAACUGAAGAUGAGCCCACCCGCUCCCUGAGUGGACUGAUCCUUAAGAACAACGUGAAGGCACACUACACCAACUUUCCUGCGCAAGUCACCGACUUUGUCAAGAAGGAAUGUCUGGCCAACAUCGGGGACCCAUCUCCGCUGAUCCGUGCCACGAUAGGGAUCCUGAUCACCACCAUAGCAUCGAAGGGCGAGCUGCAGAACUGGCCGGAGCUUCUGCCACACCUCUGCUCCUUACUGGACUCCAAUGACUACAACACCUGUGAGGGUGCAUUUGGAGCUCUGCAGAAGGUGUGCGAGGACUCAGCAGAGCUGCUGGACUGUGACGCCCUGAACCGACCCCUCAACACCAUGAUCCCCAAGUUCCUACAGUAUUUCAAACACACUAGCGCCAAAAUCAGGUCCCAUGCAAUAGCUUGCGUAAACCAGUUCAUCAUUAGCAGAACCCAGGCUCUGAUGGUACACAUUGAUGUUUUUAUUGAGAACCUGUUUGCCCUUGCGAACGAUGAGGACCCUGAGGUGAGGAAGAACGUGUGCCGCGCCCUGGUGAUGCUACAGGAAGUGCGCAUGGACAGGUUAAUCCCUCACAUGCACAACAUCGUAGAGUAUAUGCUGCUGCGAACCCAGGACGGCGAUGAGACCGUGGCGCUGGAGGCGUGUGAGUUUUGGCUCACGUUGGCGGAACAGCCCAUCUGUAAGGAGGUCCUCUCUGGGUAUCUGGACAGAGUUAUUCCUGUUCUAGUCAAUAAUACACGGUAUUCGGAAAUUGACAUCAUUUUGCUGAAGGGCGACGUGGAGGAAGACGAACAGGUGCCUGACAGAGAGGAGGACAUCCGUCCCCGCUUCCACAAAGCCAAGACUCACACCCCCUCCGAGGAACAGGAUGGACAGGACAGCUCAGACCUAGAUGAUGAUGAUGCAUUAUCUGACUGGAACUUAAGAAAGUGUUCAGCGGCUGCACUGGACGUGUUAGCGAACGUGUUUCGGGACGACCUGUUGCCAAACUUGUUACCUAUCCUGAAGGAGACCCUGUUCCAUCCUGACUGGGAAGCCAAGGAGUCCGGAAUUCUGGUGCUGGGUGCCAUCGCUGAAGGUUGCAUGAACGGUAUGGUACAGCACUUGCCAGACCUGGUGCCGUUCUUGAUAAAGUCUCUGUCGGAGAAGAAAGCGCUGGUCCGGUCCAUCACGUGCUGGACGCUGAGCCGCUACGCCCACUGGAUCGUGCAGCAGCAGCAUGAGCUGUACCUGAAGCCACUCAUGACAGAACUGUUGAAGAGAGUCCUGGACACCAACAAGAGAGUACAGGAGGCAGCUUGCAGUGCGUUUGCGACGUUGGAGGAGGAGGCUUGUACAGAACUGGUUCCCUACCUGGGGUACAUAUUGGAGACACUGGUGUAUGCCUUCAAUAAGUAUCAGCACAAAAACCUGCUCAUUCUGUACGAUGCCAUCGGAACCUUGGCAGACUCUGUUGGAAACCACCUGAACAAAGCGGAAUACAUCAACAUGCUCAUGCCACCACUAAUUGCCAAAUGGAACUCAUUGAGAGAUGAAGACAAAGACCUUUUCCCCUUGUUGGAGUGUUUAUCGUCGGUAGCCACGGCCCUACAGUCUGGGUUCCUGCCAUACUCCGAGCCAGUCUACCAACGCUGUGUCAACCUGGUACAGCAAAACCUCCAGCAAAGUAUGGCUUCCCUGUCCCAGCCCGACCAGUUCGAGCCGCCCGACAAGGACUUCAUGAUCGUGGCUCUGGACCUGCUGAGUGGGCUUGCAGAGGGGCUGAACGAGCAGAUCGAACCCCUGGUCAGCAGCAGCAACAUCCUGUCUCUGCUGUUCCAGUGUAUGCAGGACAAAAUGCCAGAAGUUCGACAGAGUUCCUUUGCCCUACUGGGAGACCUAACAAAAGCCUGUUUUCAGCAUGUCAAGCCCUGUAUUGCUGAUUACAUGCCCAUCCUUGGAGCAAACCUGAAUCCAGAGUUCGUCUUGCUUCCUUUUGCAGCCGAUUUCAUGCCCAUCCUGGGAGCAAACCUUAACCCUGAGUUCAUAUCUGUGUGCAAUAAUGCCACCUGGGCUAUCGGAGAGAUCUCCAUACAGAUGGGUGCGGACAUGCAACCGUAUGUUGCGUUAGUUUUGAACCAAUUAGUUGAUAUUAUCAACCGUCCAGGCACACCCAAGACCUUGCUAGAAAACACAGCCAUAACAAUUGGCCGUCUUGGUUACGUAUGUCCGCAAGAAGUGGCCCCUAUGUUACAGCAGUUUAUAAGACCGUGGUGCACGUCACUGCGAAACAUUCGGGACAACGAGGAGAAGGACUCAGCAUUCCGUGGAAUCUGUAGCAUGAUCCAUGUCAACCCUGGUGGGGUGGUGCAGGAUUUCAUUUUCUUCUGUGAUGCAGUUGCCUCCUGGGUGAAUCCUAAAGAAGACCUAAAAGAGAUGUUCUUCCGGAUCCUGCAAGGGUUCAAGACCCAGGUUGGUGAAGAGAACUGGCGACGCUUCUCAGACCAGUUUCCCCUGCCCCUGAAGGAGAGGCUGUCCACCCAGUACGGAGUAUAGGAGUCAUGAGCAGCUGAGCAAGGUACAGAAGGAAGACUGCAGUCUUAAGUGUGAGGAAGGAGAGCAGGCUUACGAUGUGGCUAUGAACCCUGAACCCUGACCCACAUCUAUACAACUUAAAACAUGCCAUACAAGUCAGAUCCCACCCACCAAUGGGGGGUUGGCAGGAUGGUGUGAAAGAACACUUACCAGAAACGUGUAGUAGCAAGGGUGAUAUCCAGAACACGGGAGGAAAGGUGGACCCGGAUCCAUUGCAGGAGUUGCUUUGUAACAAAAGAGCAGUGGCUCUUAAACUGAAGUUGGGGAACAUGUGUACUUUGAGAUGGUAAAGACUAAGCAUAGAAGAGUUUGGGCCAGACAGUGUACAUGUACAUCAUUUCUAUAUUUUAUACCCAACAUCCUGUGAAAUGGUCAACAACGACAAGUGACCAAGUAAACCAUCAGCUGUGAGCAAGUUUACCAGUCAGUACUUAAUCAAUCCUUUUCAUCCUACCUACUAUGCCAAAGUUGUAGAGCACUCAGUUUCCAAACUAACAAUUCAGUAGAACGAUGUCUGCUUUGAGUGUACUUGUAACAUUGCUCUUAAGGCCCAGACUAUUCCAUGCAAAUACUGUGACUGAUCCUUUUAAGUACACAUAUUCCUCAUGUACCAUUGAUACUUUCGAGUUGCAUAAACUGAGUGAGAGGUAUGUGUAGGCUGGAUGGCUGAAAGAGGUAUCCAUUGAGGUUGAAUCUUAUUUGUAUGGCAGACAUCUCUAUUGAAGGAUGCAGAUUUUUUGACACGACAUGUGCAUUUAACUGCACCCUCGUAUCUUUCUAAUCUUAGAAUUAGCAUUACAUCUUCUUCUGGUCCAGAAUAACAUGAUAAUUCACAAAUGAAAAGUAUUUUUAUGAUUACAGUAUUGGUAGCAAACGUUCUAUCCUAAGCUAAAAGUAAAGUAAAGUGAAGUAUUGUAUGUCCAUUCUUGAAGUAAGUUAAACUUUAUAAGUGAACAGUAAGAUAUUUCUCCUUAAGUAAUAUUCUAGCAGUACUUCUAGCAGCUUUCAUCUCAACUGAAAUGCCACAGAGGCAUUUUAAAUGUAGUUAAGCCAUUAAGAUAUUUGGAAAAGCUAGGAGGAAAAUAUAGCAGGUCCAAAUCAAAAUUAGUCUUCAGGCUUAUUGGUUGACCUCGUUUACUAGCUUUUCGUUUGAUACCAGUAGAAGAAGUGUAGGAUAAAUACUUUUCGUUUGUGUAAGAUUUUGGACCAGAAGUUGAUGCUCUGUUCAUAUCUAAAAGAAUUCCAGCUUACCUGGACAUUCGGUAUGGAUUCUCUACUCUAAACAAGUGGUGUCCAUAGGCUUAUGAUAAAUGAGUAUAUGGUAUUGCACAACUUUAUGCUGAAGUACUUUUAACUGGAUAUGCAGGAUAGACUUAAUAUUGUGUAUUAGAAUAAGGUACCUCUGUGCAUGGAUGAGUAUGUACGUUGAUACCCCCAGUACAGUGGAAAGUAUUACAGUACCAGCCAAGGCAUAACUUGGCCCUUAACUUCGUGUGUUGGUAUAGCUAAUACUACUACUACUACAGCAUGCACAGUAAAACCAGUGACUUUGUAAGUGGAUAGCUUAAGCAUGGACAACCUGUAUGUCCAGUGGUACGUUAAGCUAAGACAUAGUUUUGGGAAGUAAGAUAAGAACUAGUGGGAGGUUGUGCCAUUAUGGCAAGGUAAGGGUAAGUCAGUGUUAUGCUGAGAUGGUAAGGUAAGCUACACUUAAGUCUGUUAAGUUGGGUACUAUCAGGGUUGGGAGGUAAGACCUGGGGGGACUCCGUGUAAUGGUGGUCCUUAAUCACAGUGCUUUGGCGUUCAUUCAUUCAUUGAAUCAUUCAUUCACUCAUUUCCAAGCCUCAUUGGAAGCAUCUCCCAUUUGUUUGAGUCGUACGCUUCAACUCUCUUGCGUUUUUCUUCCUCCUAUUUCGUGUCCCGCGGACGUUGUCUGCCUGCCUCCGUGUAAACUUGUUUGUUAGUUUUGUUGCAUUUCGCUGGUGUAGCCAGGGGCGCGUCACCUCUCCAACUGUCCCUCCGACAGACCUGUACUGUUGUAAGUGUGUCCUAUGCCACGGUGAUCCCACCUUUUCUAUUAUGUGGCCCCUUCCUUGUUGAAAUCCUGGCUAUACCGGUGUGUUUGUGUCCAUGGAGGUUCCCAUUGAAACCUCCAUGGUGGUGUAAUUUGUGUGCAAUGUGACAUGUUGCACACAAAAGUUAGAUGUCUGACCACUGAACGUGUAGAAUAACAUUGGUGCUAUCAGCAAUGUCGUCUCACUAUCACGUAUGUUCACCUCUUGAGGUUCCCAAAUAUGGAAUUCUCCCUCGGUGUUUAAAAAAAGGAACAGAACUGUCCAAGGAGGCAACAGUGCUUUUAGUAGGCCUCUUUUACUAACUCUAUCUCUGUUUUCAAAGAUGUUUUGUGGCAAAUGUUGCAAUCUUAACAUUAGGAAAUGGAUCCAGAUUAGCAACAACUAACAAAUGCUUUUCACUGACCACUCUAACAGGCAAGUCUUGGGCAAAAGUGCAUAGCGAUGACAUCCGGUGCAAAGGAUAUGUAGUUGUUGUAGGGUGUAUUGUCUUGCCACUAAUUUCUGUCAUUCCCAGAUGCAAUGAGAAGUUGAUUUAUGAAGGUCAAAGGUUUUUUUCUGACACAUUCUUCUUGCAUGGCAGUGUACUUCAAACCAACGUGUGUUAAUGUGCAAUCAAUCAUACAGUAUGGUUAGGUGUGUACUUAAUUAUUACAGGAGCCAGCCUCUGCUUGCUACCUCGUUGGUCCCAUUUUCAAAUUUUCCGAGCCGGCAUGCUAGCAGGUGUAGGCUAGACGUCGUUAGUGUGUAGCCAUUGUCAGCAUGAAUCUGCUGCAGGACCUAUAGUUUCUGAUAGGUGACCAGAAAUGUUAUAGCUCGGGAUGCUAAAAAUGCAUGUGGAAAUACUUAGUAACAGACCACUGGAGUGGAACGACUGUCUGUACCAUGACAUUUUAGUGGUGUUAAACUGUCCUAUGUGUCUCCCACAGUUAGUCUUGUUUUUUUUUCUAGCAUGAAGAUUGUUUUUAUUUCAUUGACAGUCAGCCAGACUCUAACAUUCCUUUCCUUCAGAGAAUUGAAUUGGGCCUCGUAGCAAGAACUGGUCACUAGCAUGUGUUAAUAGCCCUGCUGUUUGGCGUUAUCAAUCACAAGAGUUCUAAUACUUUUUACAUGUAGAAGGACUUAUUUAUGAUUUUUAGCAACAUUCAAAAGGGAACAUUUCUCAAUAUAGCAACUUUGUCCCACGGGAACUUUUAAUUUUGGGAAGGCCAGUACUACCGGUAACACAGACUAACACUUUGCACUAAUCCACAGCAGUACUUUUAGCUCUGGUUUGUUUUGAAUCCAGUGCAUGUGAUGCAUGGAAACAGAAAAAGAGCCUCAGCAGUUCCAUGAUGGUAGAGUCUUCUAAAGUAGCAGCUAUUGUUAAACCCAGCAUGAAGGGAGAGGGGUUUCCCUACACCCGGUCCACUGGGGAGUAUUAUACCUUGUGUACUGUUUGAUUUGGCAAAGUGUAGCAUCAUAGCCAUGUUGGAAAUGAAACUGACACUUAGCUGCAAAAUGUGACAAACUGACACCAUGCAUGCCAAACCAGUGGGCUGGGGAUCUUGUAAACCCAGGAAGAUUUCUGUGCAAAUAGGCAGGAAGUAUGUUUUUGGAGUUCUGGAGUGUGAAAUUUAUGGUUUUGUAGCAGUCCCUGCAGCAGUUUCAUGUGACGUGGGACAUAGCAAUCAUGGCCCAUGGAAUCCACUUCAGUCUUCCACAUGAGUGUGCGAGUGUGUGUCUGAGUGUAUGUGCAUGCGUGUGUCAAUGUGUGUGUGCAUGAGUUGCUUUGUGACUGACUACGGGACCAAGUUUUGUGUGAUUGGCCAGUCUUGAGCAUGUCGUCGCAGUGGGCUUGCUAGCAUGUUCAACAAGCAAUAAUAAGGUCUGAUGCUUGUCUGAAGACAAUGAAGUCCGACAUGAUGGAAACAUGAUGCAGUUGUUGAAUGUUGGACAUAUGAAAGCCCCUCUGCUGUACUUGUGAUCAAGAUUAACGAAAGGGGAUUCCUGCCGAAUGCUGCAGGGGAUCGCCUCUAUUUUUGUAUGUUGGUUGUUGCAGCGUGUUGCAACCGUAUAAACUCAGCUGGUCUGCAAGUUUUGUAUAAAUUUUGUUCUCCUUCCAAAAAAGUUCUUUUUUUCUCUCACCUCUUUCCCCUCCCUCUUUCUAUUCUCUUCCCAGAUGCUUGAGUAUUUUUGUCAAGUUGUCCACAUUUGUAUGAAACCUGGGGCCACCAAAGUUUUAGAAGUAAGAUUAAUAUAUAAUAAGAUAUAAGAAGUUGAUUAUUGUGAUAAGGUAUUUUGUAACGGUAAAGUUGUAAAAUAGAGUAUGAAUAGUAUGUUUAUGUACAAUGUACAUUAAAAUAGGAUGUUAAAAGUAAGAAAUAAACCAUUUUAGAG